Molecule: messenger RNA, 2535 nt
Organism: Cylindrotheca closterium
Lineage: Eukaryota; Bacillariophyta; Bacillariophyceae; Bacillariales; Bacillariaceae
Source: the annotation of a GenBank genome assembly
AUGGAACCAGUUCGAAUCAAGCCACCUUCCACAACUGCCAAUGCGGCUUCUGCCACGGACUCGCUUUACAACGAUGCAAUGCGAGUUUUUCUUCUGAUAGAAGAUGAAAGGCAUCUUUCUGCGCUUUUGUUGUACCAAAAUCUUUUGGACCGAUUAGACCCUACGCCUGAGUUGAGCGGUAGUCCGAACAAGAGACUGAGCAAGAUAUUCAAACGGGGACGAAAACCCAACAAAGAUAAGGGAAAAGACGAAGAAAAAGCCAGAGAACUAUUACAGUCAAAACAGAAAGUGUUGGAAAGCUUGCAGGAACGAUGUGCAAUGUUCCGUCAAGCCAAACAGAACCUGGACGUCGAUGAUGAUUGGACACUUGCACAGACAAUAUUUGGAGUCACUACCUAUUAUCGUAGGGAAGAUGAUGGAUCUUUGAGUAUCAAGAUGGAAGGAAGAUUAGAAGGUACCGCCUUGUUUGAACAAGUAGCUGUUUUACGAGAAGUUGACUUGCAUUCGAAAUGGGCACCCUUCUGUUCUUCUAGUUUGACACUUGCGCACUUAAAUAAGCUAGACACUGUCGGGUGGUUUGUGGUUGGUUUGCCACACUUUGGACUGAUGAGAGAUGCCUGCUUUCGAGCAAUGGGAUGCGACAACAUUUUCGAAGAUGGUUCGAUUAUGUUGGUGGGGCAAGGGCUGGAAGAUACACCGCAAGAUGGCGUCAAAUCGAACACAUUGGAAACAAAUGCGGAAGCCUCCAACGAGAGCAGAGGGUUCGACUACCUGACGGAAGAUCCAGUCCUAAAAACUCUUGAUAUCCCAGAAGUGCCCAAGGGAAUGGGACGGGGUAGAAUGACCAUUCGAACAUUCCAAGCAAUAAUUCAUAUCGAAUCACCAACUGAGGCCACAACUCGGAUCGUGGCAAAUGUGGAUCCGAACUUACCACUGAUUCCACAGAGUCUCAUCGAUUUUCUGAUGAAAAAAUUGUGUGGUGUCCUGCUGAAUAAGCUACAAAGUGCUGCCAAGAAGGUUGCGAAGGACCCAAUUUAUAAUGACCAUGCGCAAUUGAUGAGGCUUCAAGAACCGUUUUACAAGGGAUGGCUCAUGGCCAAAUUCCAACAGAUUUGUGAAAUACGAAACUGGACCAUGCCACCUGUCACCUGCUUUGAAUUGACCGAAGAGCAAUUGGAGCGGGCGGAAGAAGCUUUUAAGAAGAAGACAAAGAAAGACAACAGAAGAACAAUGAAAAUGUACCAGACGAUCAACGAUGAAAAGCUUGAUGCAUUCUUGGAGAGCCGGCAAGCCGGGGAAACCGAUGAUCUUCCUACACCUAGACUGCGAACUCACUCCGUCGAUUCGGAUUCAAUAUCAGAGAUAUCACAUUUAUCAGGCACUACUGAGACGAGCAAAUGGAGCCGUAAUCCAAUUAACAAGUACUUGAAAGAGCUUGAGUUGAAAACGGAAAAAAGGAAACUGCGUGAAAUUGAAAAGUCUCGAGAACGAGCUGCCAAUAGACUCAAGCCGAAAGAGUUGGAUGAAUCAUCGAGAUCACGUCUUGAAGAAUUGCGAACGGCUAGGGAAAUCCGUCUCGGUAAGUCGAGCUCAACACCAAUGCCUCCACAAGGAAAGGAUGCAAUGAAAUUGCUUCGAGAAGCAAAUUUGAAGGUCAAGAAUGAUUGGGUGACUUUAUGGGCAAACCGUUCUGCCAUUACCCGUGUUUUUCUCAUGAAAAUACUGGUAAUUGGACUGUUUGGCCUAAUGCACGGAAGUGCGUUUGUCGAGAGAAUAAUUGCUGAACGUAUUACAGUCGACAUUCUUUCUGAAGACCAACGAUAUGAUAUCGCUGCUAUGAUAUAUCUUCUCCUCUCAACAGCAGUACAUUUCUGUCUCUGUUAUGUUGCCAUGAUCUAUGCUUUUUCGUCCCUUCAACUGGGGCGGAUGGCAGGACGGCAAGCGAAGCGAUUCUACACCCAGAACGUUCACCUCAUUGUCCUCGGGACAAGCACGGGGAUGCUAUUUUUCUCUCUUGCCCUUGCGUUUUGGAGGACUUCAUCUCAAUGGACGUUUUGGAAAACCUUUUGUUCUUCGAACUUUUUGAUGGAGUCAAAGACCAUUGCCGAUGCCCUCAACAAGCACGUAUUCUCGCUUGAUCAGGCUGAGGAAGAGUGCAAAGACUUUGAGAUUGGUGCUUGGAGACAUGAUGCAUAUGCAACAGUACGCAUCCUGUUUACAUAUUCCGCAACAUUCCUUCUUUCUGUUCUUUUUCUGUUCAGUUCGACAGCAAACAGUGCAACCAGGUCGACUUCCUACAGCAAUUUGAGCGAUGCAGUUUCUGAUAGUUCAAUCGAUGUGACCGCCCCAAGUUCUACGAAAUCUUUGCCUUCGCUCCGAGGUCAGAGUAGCCUCGAGCUUCCGAAGCGUGCGAAUACUUUUGCGUUCGAAACGGUUCAAGAGGAAUCUAACGGUGCUUCGUUGAAGAAGUCUGGUGAGCCCGGGAAAACAGGCAUCAAGAAAGUGUCCUUCGGGGAGCGCUCAGUCACCGCUUGA